Messenger RNA from Strongylocentrotus purpuratus (purple sea urchin), 1386 nucleotides. RefSeq lists its product as uncharacterized. Gene Ontology annotation, molecular function: protein-N-terminal amino-acid acetyltransferase activity. Lineage: Eukaryota; Metazoa; Echinodermata; Echinoidea; Camarodonta; Strongylocentrotidae. Gene Ontology annotation, biological process: N-terminal peptidyl-methionine acetylation. The record is from RefSeq and is a predicted model, not a curated record. The transcript has 5 exons. The coding region runs from base 180 to 1331 and encodes 383 amino acids. Gene Ontology annotation, cellular component: NatC complex.
CCCGUUGUGUGCUCAGUGGAGCUGACUCAACCGUCUCUGCAAAUUAGGGUCUUGCAGUAUAUUUGAGUCGAGUUACCGUGCCUGCCGUAUCAUCGUAGAUAGUUCAUGGGACCGGUCCUCAGAAUCCUGAAACAUUUUUAAAAAGAAAGUUUUUCAUGGUACUAGACUACAUGUAGACAAUGGCAGCUGCAGCAGAACCCCCCAUGGUGUGCUUAGAAAGUAGUAAAGGUGGUCCUCCAGAGGUCAGAAGAAAUGGACAAGACGGAGUACAUGGGGCAGAGAACUUUGGUAACAACCAUUUAAAAAACAGUGAAGACACCAUCAAUCAUCAAACCUCGUCAAAGAAAAGUAAAGGAAAGAAGCGACAAGGACGACGGAAAGACAAAGCAAGUAGUAAUGGGAUCCAUGAACUAGGUGAAGAUGGGCUUAAGAUUGAUGAUAAGGUUGAUGAUAAGUUGGUUGAAAGUAAAGCAACUACCAAAGAAUCAAAGAGGACAGGAGGGGUGACUUGUCAAUCAGACAACCAUCUCCAUCUUAACCAUCAAAGUCACAACCAUGUGAUCAGUGAACCUUUAAAUGCUCUAACGCGAAUGGUUGAGAAAUUAGGGGUGCAGGAUGGCGUAGCACCCCAGAGGGAACAUUCCCACAUGGAUGUUGAUGUGCCUUCAGAAGCAGCGUGUCAGGAUGGUGAUAUAGACGAGUCGCUUACGGAUGCAAAGUGUAACUCGGACGAUGAGGAUGAUGCAGACUUGGAACUCCCUUCCUCACUCUCAGACUUUGUUCUUGGUUAUCAUGAAGACUACCACUAUGCCCUUACAAAGCUUCCUCCCAACGAUGAAGACAUUGAUACAAUACCACUGGAUGAUUCAGAUAGCUGUGUAAGAUUAGUACCCUAUGAAUCAGAACUACAAAUGCCUGAUAUCAUAAGACUAAUUACAAAGGACUUAUCAGAGCCUUACUCCAUAUACACCUACAGAUAUUUCAUCCACAAUUGGCCAAAUUUAUGCUUUUUGGCUAUGCGUGAUUCGACUUGUGUUGGAGCUAUCGUGUGUAAGCUGGAUGUACAUAAGAAGAUGGUCAGAAGAGGUUACAUUGCUAUGUUAGCAGUGGAUGAAGAUUAUAGGAAAAAGAAGUUAGGAUCAAGUCUUGUCAAGAAAGCAAUUCGUGCAAUGGUGAGAGGAGAGUGUGAUGAGGUGGUUCUAGAGACGGAGAUCACCAACAAGCCUGCCUUGCGUCUGUAUCAGAACCUAGGCUUUGUGAGAGAUAAGAGACUCUUUCGCUACUAUCUCAAUGGUGUGGAUGCAUUGAGACUAAAACUCUGGCUACAAUGAGAACAACACUACAGCUGCAACAUUAGCAACUAGUUGUAGCUACACAACAACAUUA